CUAUAGUUGGGGACAAAAAUACGUACUCUCUGAGUCUCUGAUCGCAUUGUUGAGCCGGAGGGAGGGAGGCCGGUCGGUCUGUUGGAUGCUAGAACCUUCUUGUCUUUGUAGCGAGUGUAACCAAACAUAAAAAUAAACCGGGUUCAUUUGCCAGUCCGGUUUUCCUCCCCAUUUGCAGGAUCGUGGUGGCUAGGGUUUCCGAUCAACCCUAAAGCGCAAUUCGUUUCCUUCUCCUUCUCCACCAGGAUCUUGAUUUCUUGUCUCUCCCCUCUUCUCUCUCUUCGAAGCUUCCCAAUUUCUACCUCCCCGUUUGGGGCCCAUCUUUGAAAACCCUCGGCGAAGUUUGGUUAAUUAUUUAAUCGGCGGUCUUAAUGGCGGAGCACUUAGCUUCGAUCUUUGGCACCGAGAAGGACCGCGUGAACUGCCCCUUCUACUUCAAGAUCGGGGCGUGCCGCCAUGGUGAUCGAUGCUCUCGUCUUCACAACCGGCCCACGAUCUCUCCGACUCUGCUCCUGUCCAACAUGUACCAGCGUCCCGACAUGAUCACCCCCGGCGUUGAUGCCCAGGGUCAGCCCAUCGAUCCUCGCAAAAUUCAGGAGCACUUCGAAGAUUUCUACGAGGACAUCUUCGAAGAGCUCAACAAAUUCGGCGAGAUUGAGAGCCUCAACGUCUGCGAUAACCUCGCUGACCACAUGAUUGGCAACGUCUAUGUGCAGUUCAAGGAGGAAGAUCAGGCCGCCGCUGCCUUGCAGGCUCUCCAAGGCCGCUUCUACUCCGGCCGCCCCAUCAUUGCUGAUUUCUCGCCGGUCACCGAUUUUCGCGAAGCCACGUGUCGACAAUUUGAGGAAAACAACUGUAAUCGUGGCGGUUACUGUAAUUUCAUGCACGUGAAAAUGAUUGGAAGGGAUUUGAGGAGGAAGCUCUUUGGGAGAUACCGUCGUUUCCGGGGAAGUCGGAGCAGGAGCAGGAGUGGGAGUCCCUCUCAUUUCCGACGGGAAAAUGAAAGGCGCGGAGAUUAUCGAGACCGGGAUCGUGAUUACCGCGGCAGUGGGCGUAGGAGUGGGGACAGGCAUGGGAGGUAUGACAGUGAUGGUGGAAGGAGGCGGCACGGCAGUCCUAAGCGAGGCAGGAGUCCGAUAAGGGAGGCGAGCGAGGAGCGCAGAGCCAGGAUUGAACAAUGGAACAGAGAGAGGGAAGAGAGGCAGUGAUGCGAUUUUAAGGGAGUCCCUCACUUUUGGAACUGGCUAUGACAAUUUUUCUCUUGUUGUAUAGUGUAUGCAAAAUGAUCUAGAGAAGGCAACAUUGCAGUGGAUAAUGGUGUAUGAGUUGUCAGAAGCCAAUUAUAUGUGCAAGGCAGCCAAGAAAUGAAGAGAACUAGGUGAAGGAAGGAGCAAGAGGGAGGGAGGGGAAAAGCAUGAUACCUCAAAGCAAAGCUGUUCAUCCCAUGAACCUCGUGGUGAUAAACUAUCUGCCACUUGCCAGAAAAAUAGGAGAGAAAAUAUGAGAAAAUGUAGGCUACUCUAUUUCUGUUCUUAUCCCACAUGCACACUGAUGUAAUUUAAUGUUUUAUAUUAUUCAGCCGUUUGGAACUCUCAUAGGAAUCACAGGGUUUCAGGUUGGACGGCCUUGAUAGUCCCUCAGUGAUGUUGCCGUGCAAAUUUGCGAAUUCUCCCUUUAUUUUUUCGUUCUUGACAGCAUGCCUGGGUCACAGCUGGUUUUGCAGGUCAUGUUCAUUUAAUAGGUUUUGCGUGGCACCGACUUUCCUUGGAAGAAUGCUUGGUUUCACGGAUUCAAUACCGUGCCUGGUGCAGUUUCUCUAACAUUGUUGGAGGAAAUCUCAAAUGCUCGCUACAAGGGGCCCUCGUUCUUGUCUUUUUUUUUUUUUUUUUUUUGUCCUCUUGGUUUGUGGCCUCAUUUCUUUUGGUGUGGGCUCUACUGGAAUUCUCAUCGAACUGCCUUUGUUCGAAUUACAGCUGACAGGCUGGGAUCUGUGUUGUGAAGGGCUUUUCUUAAGGUUUAUUGCCUGCAUCCGAGCAGGAAAAAAAAAAUGUUUCUUCUUAUAGUCAUAUAAAUCUUCAUAUCUUCUGGGUUGCAUUGAUAUUCCUGGUGCCAGUCAGGUUGCUUCGAAAGUCAUAUUUGUAUUGAGUGGCGUUAAAAUUUGUGUUGACCAGUUAAACAGUCGCAGUUAUUAUUUUUCCUGAACUGCAACAUCCGUUUAUUUACGAAGCCUGUGAGUGGCAAUGGGUAAGUGGCGUUUAAGAUGGUCUUCAGCACUUGGAUGAUGAUAGGCGGCGUUAAAUCUUUGGUAUCUUCCCUCUUGAAUUGGAUUGUUGAACAACGAGCUUUUUCUUAGUUAUCAACGUUGGACAGUCUUCCAUAGUGAGUUGGAGAGACGAAUAGCUUUUUUUUUUCUUUAGGUUUUCAACUUUUGACAUCCUCUCUGUUGAAUUGGAGGGAAGUAGGUUGUCUGUUAGGCAAGGAUGUAGAGUUCUAUUGCUAUCAUCCCCAAGUUUUAAUCUCAGUAGGUUCGGUAAGUCUUUUAACUCUUUUACGUCUUUAUCUAGAAUUAAUGUCUAAAGAUCUAAUGGUAAUAGUUUCCAAUGUUGGUUGUGUUGUUGAACUCUUCUUUUAUCUGAACUCGAACCGUCUGUAACAUGGAAGAAUGUCACGGACAGUCGAGUUGAGGGGGGAGGUAUACUGGCGAAAAUGAAACUGAUGCCUGUAAAAUAAUUGAGUGAAAGCAACUAACUUUGAAGUUUAUUAUUGUAGAAUGACACAAAAGCAUUCCAUCAGGUCAUUUCCCAUGUGUGAGUGUGAAGUGCAUGUAGUUAUAUUAAUAUAUUAUUGUUUUUCUUUCAACUUAAAGAGUUAUAAUUUGGCAUUCAAAGUAUUAUCUAAAAAAUCCAAAUAGAGCAAAUGUGUAAGUUUUAUAUAACUCAAUGAGUCGAUAACAAAAUAAGUUCACGUCCACACUGAUGUCAUAGAGUGUGAUAGCGUGCAUAGGAGAACUAACAACUAAUCAGUACAUAAUUUUAAAGUUCAAAUCACUUUCCUUCUUAAUAUGUAAGUAUAUAUAAAUUUUAUUCCAUAACCACAAACAAAGGUUUCUUACGUAUUUGGAUCAACCCCAAAUAGCAAGCUUUUAUAUUGUAUUUUCAAACUCUCAAUAUAAUAACGAGGUAGUAAAAAUUUGGAAAAUAAUAUAUAGACAAAGAAGUGUGAAUUACUCUAAUUUAUAAAUUAAUUUACGGGUGGUGAGCUUUUUUUUUUAUUAUUCUUUCUAAAAUCUCUUUUCUUUGUAUUGUACCCUUUUUAUGUUACAAUAUGAUCCCCUUCUUUUCUUUAUGGGUGAUGAAAAUGAUGAUAAGAAUUUAAAGUUUAGAACUUAUAAUUUUAUGAUCACACGAGCAAGGGUGAAUUUAGGAGAGGAAUAGAUUGAGUUUGAGUUUGAGUUUGUGUUAAUCUCAACCUUCACGUAAAUAUAUACAUGUAAAUUAGUUAUUUAGACCAUAAACCAACUUCUGAGUAAAGAAAAGAGGAGAAUACGGAUCAACUCCUAUCUUUUCAUUCUCUUUCUCUUCUUUCACAUUCACAGAUCAGUUUAUGCGUUCUAAAUUCUCACAUCCACCCCUACACACGAGUUUAUUUUUUGUUACCUUACAAGUUUAUCUAUUUUAAGAAUUGAUGGAUAUAAUUAAAAAAAAUUAUGUGUUACCAAUAAAACUAAAAUGAAUAAAGGUUGAAACACUAUUUCGUCUUUUAUUUAUAUAUAACUAUUUAUGUUGGUGUCAUCAAAUAUUCCAUAUUAUUUUUAGUUUGUCUCAUGUGUAAAUAUCCAUUAUCCUAACAAGAGAUUUGCUAAU
Diospyros lotus (date-plum) is the source of this 3863-nucleotide messenger RNA. Its product is annotated as splicing factor U2af small subunit B-like. Gene Ontology annotation, cellular component: spliceosomal complex; U2AF complex. Lineage: Eukaryota; Viridiplantae; Streptophyta; Magnoliopsida; Ericales; Ebenaceae. Gene Ontology annotation, biological process: mRNA splicing, via spliceosome. Gene Ontology annotation, molecular function: metal ion binding; pre-mRNA 3'-splice site binding. The coding region runs from base 372 to 1208 and encodes 278 amino acids. The transcript has 4 exons. The record is from RefSeq and is a predicted model, not a curated record.